UAGUCCGGUUUUAACCCUCUGUGUUAUGGUGAAUGCUGUUUACUUCAUGUUUUUAAUGGGUGGAAAACCUAAGCUUGUCAUGGCUGUGAAUGUUUACUCCACGUCGGUAACUAGUGAGAACCUCAGUCGCCAUGAUCUGCUGACCUGGAUUAACAGCUCCCUUCACAUGAACCAUGCCAAGAUUGAGCAGCUGUGUACAGAGCACACUCCUAAUUCUCUUCUCAUUGGAGACUGUGUUGCUGCUGUGAUGUUCCUAGGUGCUGCCUACUGUCAGUUCAUGGAUAUGUUGUUCCCAGCAUGUGUGCCAUUGAAGAAAGUGAAAUUCCAGGCCAGACUUGAGCAUGAGUAUAUCCACAACUUUAAAAUCCUUCAAGGAAGUUUUAAAAAGCUAGGGGUUAAUAAAAUUAUCCCAGUGGACAAGCUUGUGAAAGGAAAAUUUCAGGAUAACUUUGAGUUUGUGCAGUGGUUUAAGAAAUUCUUUGACGCUAACUAUGAUGGAAAGGAGUAUGAUCCAGAAGCAGCUCGACAGGGGCAGGAGGUUGCUGCCUCCCAGUAUCCGGCUCCAGGUUUGGCUAAUAAACCCCGGAAAGGCAAUUUAGAGACACGGAUUAGUUCAGUGAAGCCCACGGCUCCAGUGGCUCCACAGAGAAUGGCUGCAGCUUCUCCUAAGCGGGCAACUCCUCCAGUGCAGAGAACAGAUUCAGGGACGGGAGAUGAGCUCAUGCAGAUGAUCAGUGAACUAAAAUGCACCAUUGCUGAUCUGGAGAAGGAGAGGGACUUUUAUUUCGGCAAAUUGAGGAACAUUGAGCUCAUUUGCCAGGAAAAAGAGGGGGAAGCUGAUCCAAUGUUGCAAAAAAUUGUUGACAUUCUAUAUGCCACAGAUCAGGAAGGUUUUGAGAUCCCAGAGGAAGGUGCUGGUGAACCCGAAGAGUUUUGAGCUAUCUUUAUGCAGUUGCCUGAUGUAAUGUUAAGCUCUUGUUCAAGUGGGUGUGUUUCCCACAUGCCAUCUUUCUUCAUUCAGCUGCCACUGAGCCUUUGCUUGUGAAUGUUGACGUUUGAAUGUUUUAUAAUUGUAAAUGUUCGAUUUCUGUGGCUUCAACUAUUUAUUUUUGCAUCAACAGAUGACUCAUUUUGAUAUUAUUAAAGGUGGAUGUUUGUCACACUUUCUAUGGAAUG
Messenger RNA from Hemibagrus wyckioides, 1176 nucleotides. RefSeq names its product microtubule-associated protein, RP/EB family, member 1a (gene mapre1a). The transcript is spliced from 8 exons. Gene Ontology annotation, biological process: regulation of microtubule polymerization or depolymerization; spindle assembly; protein localization to microtubule plus-end. The record is from RefSeq and is a predicted model, not a curated record. Lineage: Eukaryota; Metazoa; Chordata; Actinopteri; Siluriformes; Bagridae. The coding region runs from base 26 to 937 and encodes 303 amino acids. Gene Ontology annotation, cellular component: cytoplasmic microtubule; microtubule plus-end; microtubule organizing center. Gene Ontology annotation, molecular function: microtubule plus-end binding.